Molecule: messenger RNA, 3468 nt
Organism: Thermochaetoides thermophila DSM 1495
Lineage: Eukaryota; Fungi; Ascomycota; Sordariomycetes; Sordariales; Chaetomiaceae
Product: putative 3-isopropylmalate protein
Exons: 7
Coding region: 1-3468 (1155 amino acids)
Biological process (GO): L-leucine biosynthetic process
Cellular component (GO): cytosol
Molecular function (GO): 3-isopropylmalate dehydrogenase activity; NAD binding; magnesium ion binding
Source: RefSeq, a predicted model, not a curated record
AUGAGUGCAGAUCAGCCUGCUUCCAGUUUUGCUGAUUCAACCCCCCGUCCUCCCACCCCAAAACGGACUCCGAAGCUCGCCAUCCUACCGAGUCCUGUCUUCGAAACGCCAAAGAACAACCAAGGGCGUUCCGACGAGUCAACUGGGUGGACGCCUCGCUUUGCCGAGGAAUUUUCCGUCUUCAAUUCUACUCCAGGGAACUUCAAAAGCCUGCUCCAGAGCCCAUUUCCCGACUUCAGCCUCGGCACUCCGUUCUCUGCUCCCUCGCGUCAGAAGGAUCACUUAUUGACGGAACCUAUUGUUGAGAGUGCCGUCCAUGCGAACGAGCUCUCUCCAGAACCCAACCAGACACAGCCUCCUGUCGAGUCGUCCAAAGCACUGCAGUCACCGCCAACCUCGGAGUGUACCCCGGCCUUCAGCGAUUCAGCCAGUGUUGAACUUCCUUCUGGCCCAGGUGAAAGGUCUGCCAAAAAGUCACGCCGCAACACGGCAGGUCAAGAGACCCAAAGACAGGUAGCAACUCCACCGCCCACAGCACGCAAAGGUGAACGCAAGAUUGCCCCCAAGCUUGACACAAGCGCCAUGCAAAAUGACCAGGACUUCGACCCCCAGUCGCAUUUUAUGGCGACGGCCCCGCAAGGCGUGGGUAACUUUAUGACAACUCAGGGUAAUAUGUUUGGUUAUCCUCUUUCAGCUCCCGCAGCCGCACCUGGAUUUGAUCCGCAGAGGUCUUUUUGGGAUGCCGACUCCAGCUUAGCUGGCAUGGAGAUUGACUUCGGGGCCAAUGGUGCAGGCAUGUUCCAAUCCUCGGCAUCUCAACAGGAUGGGGGCUCCGUGGACUGGAUCAGGACAAACCCGUUGCUGCAUGCCCAAGGAGGGCUGAUGAGCCAUGCAAACGGACAAGUUUCUCAUGGGGAUUGUCAAGCUGCUCUUGUGUCCCAGCCACCCGUAUCGAUGCUUGUAACGUCGGCGGAUGCGCAUGCCAUGUUUGCUACUACCAGCUAUCCGACGCCAAUUGAUGAUCCGUUCGGAAUAAGUGGUAAUCCUGGAGGUGCAGUAAAUCCUGGGCUGCUCCUCAGCCGGCCACCGUCAGCUAGUAUGGACCCUGCACCGUCUUUUAAUCAACAGCCCGUACGGGCUCCAAGUUCAUCGCUUCUUCCUGCAGCCGAUGAUGAUCGGCAGAUUUCCCCUAGUCGGGGUUCCUCCUCGUCGGCGACAUCAGCGUCGACAUGUGGCCAAAAAGCUAGCGGGAAGGGCGAGUUACGGCGUUCAGCAAGCGCUAAGGACAGCCCCCGAAAACCCGACCGGACGAUGUCGAGCUCUCCGGUCAAGGGUGUUGUGCGCCUAGACCUUUCUCGUAGCCUCAGCGAAAACCGGGGCAAGAAGACGACGGCGACUGCGCGGCCGUCUCUACCACCUCUUGCGCCAGCUCCUCGCCCGCAGUCUCAGUUGAUGAGCAGUGCAGGCAUGGGUGUAAACAGGCCUAUCAUGCCACAUCCACCCCAAAGACCGCAUAUGGCGAGAUCUUUGCCGCCAAAGACCAGUAGCAGCAACAGUAGCAGCUCCGGCCAUCACCAUCAUCGGCUCCCCAGCCUGACUUCGAUCCCUGAGGCCUCACCAGGGCCACAGAUGCGAACCCAGGCUAAAUUUACGAUUGAUGAGAAUGGCCGAGCGCACGUAGAGACGAUAGUCGUGGUGAACGAGCCGCCACCGAGUACACAUAAGAGGCAUAGCAUAUACGCGCUGCCGCGCCGGCCGAGGCCAGAAUGGGAUUCUUCGGAUGACGAGAGUUCCUCGUCAACGGACGACGAACCCAUCAUCAUCCCAAGUCGGAAUGCGUCAUUCGCGCUUCCUGACCCCCGGAAGCCAAGCGCGAUUCGUUCGUUCCAAAGCUCUCAGAAGAGCAUGAGUGAGCGCAGCGUCAGCUCAGCAUCAUUCUCAUCGUGCGCGAGCUUCAGCAAUAGCAGCAGCCGGCCUGGGUCGCAGCGUCGCGGUGGCACGGCCAACGAUAGCGAUGAAGAGACGGUAGUGAACGACACGACACCAACACGCAGCAAUGGCAAUGCUUUGAGCGAGCUGCAGAAACUGCGGGAGUCGCGUCAGAGGCAGCAGCAACUGCCAGACAUCGGCGUCAUGUCAUCAUGCAACCAGACCAUCGGUCCCUGGAUGCAGUCAGCCGAACCCGGGGCUCCGGAACCGCAGGGGGCUGAUGCCGACGCCCGAGCGGAUCCGAAGUGUCUCGCUGUCCCAGGGGGUCGCCGACUUCGGAAGGCGGGGUUCAAGGAACACCUGGGAUCGCGAUGGCAUUGGAUGAGGCUGAGGACACAACACACACAAGACAUCAACGACAGCACAGCAAACAUGGCGACACAUAACAUUGUUGUUUUUGCUGGUGACCACUGCGGUCCUGAGGUUGUUGCUGAGGCCAUCAAGGUCCUCAAGGCCAUUGAGGAACACAGCCCGUCGGCCGGCAAGUUCAAUCUGCAGGAGCACCCUCUCGGUGGUGCUUCCAUCAACAAGCAUGGCGUUCCCUUGACCGAUGAGGCCCUCGCUGCUGCCAAGGCUGCCGAUGCCGUCCUUCUGGGAGCCAUUGGCGGUCCCGAAUGGGGACCCUCGUCGCCCGUCCGCCCCGAGCAGGGCCUACUGAAGCUGCGCAAGGAGCUCGGCACCUUCGGCAACCUGCGCCCAUGCAGCUUCGCCUCUGACCUCCUCGUCAACAGCUCCCCCUUGAAGCCCGAGGUCUGCCGCGGUACUGACUUUGUCGUCGUCCGUGAGCUCACUGGCGGCAUCUACUUCGGCGAUCGCAAGGAGGACGAUGGCUCGGGGUUCGCCCUCGACACCGAGCCCUACUCGCGCGAGGAGAUUGAGCGGAUCGCUCGUUUGGCUGGCUUCCUGGCCCUCGCGCGCAACCCGCCUGCCAAAGUCUGGAGCUUGGACAAGGCCAACGUGCUUGCGACCAGCCGUCUGUGGCGGAAGGUCGUCACUGAAGUAUUCGAGAAGGAGUUCCCCCAGCUGGAGCUGCAGCAUCAGCUGAUCGACAGCGCGGCGAUGAUCAUGGUCAAGAACCCGCGUGCCCUGAACGGUAUCGUCAUCACCAGUAACUUGUUCGGUGACAUCAUCAGCGACGAGGCUUCCGUCAUCCCUGGCAGCAUCGGUCUGCUGCCCAGCGCCAGCCUGGGCGGUAUCCCUGACGGCAAUGGCAAGUGCAACGGUAUCUAUGAGCCUAUUCACGGCUCGGCUCCCGAUAUUUCGGGCAAGGGUAUUGUCAACCCCAUCGGCACCAUUCUGUCUGUCGCCAUGAUGCUCCGCUACUCGCUCAACCUGCCCAAGGAGGCCAAUGCCGUUGAAGAGGCCGUCAAGCGCGCCAUUGACGGCGGUGUUCGCACUCGUGACCUUGGCGGCACUGCUGGCACCAAGGAGAUGGGUGAUGCUGUUGUUGCAGAGCUGGUGAAGCUCCUCAAGGAGUAA